AUAUAUUCGUCUUCUAUGUUUACCCAUGCUUGGGCCCGAGAGCAUGGCUUGUAACAUCCAACACUCCUCUCUGAAUAUUAAACCGUCUCUCUCUGCCUUCUUGCUUUUCUGACGUGAUCGCCGCCGCAAGCCGAAAUAAAAAGAUCAUCUUUUUUUUUUCCUGUUGGUUUCUUGGGAUUUUGGUUUCUUGUAACUUUCUUCUGUGAACCAUGGAAGGAGAGUGUUGUUCGACGACGAGCAGUAGCAGCACAGAGAACAAGAUGAGAAAGCAGAGACAGCAGAAGCAAGAUAAGCCGUACAGGGGGAUCAGGAUGAGGAAGUGGGGUAAGUGGGUGGCGGAGAUCAGAGAACCCAACAAGCGUUCCAGGAUCUGGCUCGGCUCUUACUCCACCCCCGUCGCCGCCGCUCGCGCCUACGACACCGCCGUCUUCUACCUCCGUGGUCCAUCCGCCAGACUCAACUUCCCGGAACUCGUCUUCCAAGACGACGACGAUCAUCGCCUCCGUGACAUGUCUGCCGCAUCCAUACGCAAGAAGGCCACGGAGGUCGGCGCCAGAGUUGACGCACUCCAGGCUGCGGCUCUCCACCCCGCACCUUCCUCCGAGUCCAACUCUUCCGGACGGGUAACCGAGAAACCCGACUUGAACGAGUACCCGAAUCCGGAAACUUCCGAUGAAGACUGAAGAUUUUUCAAGCUGCAAAACUGAUCACCAGCCGAAAAAAAGAAUAACCCUUUGCUGCUGCUUCCCUCUGGUGGAUCUUAUUUAUGGUGUAAAUUCUUACAUAUGGGGUAGGUAGCUUGAUGGUUGCCAUGGAAAUGGAAUUGAGAAGGGUUCUGUUUCAUUGGGCAGAUUUCUUCUGUAACAUGAUGAUCCGCUAUAGUGUACUGGUUUUAGCUAUAGAUACGCAUAAUCGAAUUGAUGUUGAUUAUCUUC
This is a messenger RNA of Carica papaya (papaya), 935 nucleotides long. Its product is annotated as ethylene-responsive transcription factor ERF011. The record is from RefSeq and is a predicted model, not a curated record. Lineage: Eukaryota; Viridiplantae; Streptophyta; Magnoliopsida; Brassicales; Caricaceae. Gene Ontology annotation, molecular function: DNA-binding transcription factor activity; DNA binding. Gene Ontology annotation, biological process: regulation of DNA-templated transcription.